GCCAAAUAUGCUCUGGCUUCCUCUUAUUCUUCUACAUCCUCGCUUCGGGAGUGAGAGCUCCUUCGCAUCUUCGUAUCAGACAUAACCCCCCCUGGUCCUCCCGACGAUGGCCGCAAGCCAACCCGAUAAACUGUGCUUCGUCACGGUGGGCGCCACGGCGUCGUUCCAUCUACUCCUGCAAGCCGUGUUGGGCCAGCCCUUUUUGGACGCUCUGUAUCAGUCGGGAUAUACGCAUCUGCUCGUCCAGUAUGGCAAGGACGGCCGAUCUCUCUUCGAGGAAUACCUAGGCAAAACGCCCAAUCGCCACGGCAUUACGAUCAGCGGCUUCGAUUUCAACCACGAAGGUCUAGACAGGGAAAUGGGAUUGACACAAUGCAGCUCAUCCGAGAACCGCAGCGGCGGAAUGAUCAUCAGCCAUGCAGGAUCGGGCAGUAUUCUCGGGGCAUUACGCCUUGGUAUCCCCUUGGUGGUGGUUCCCAAUCCGACCCUAAAGGACAACCAUCAGGAAGAUCUGGCGCACGAGCUCCAGAAACAAGGAUACGUCGUUGCUAGCCGAUACCAGGACGUUGCGGCCGCCGUAGAGCGCGCGGAGACCCUGAGGUCUCAGAUGUUGACUUGGCCACCUGUGAUUGGGGCCGGGAAGAAACAUCGUACGCUGGAUCAGGUUAUGUCGGAUGAGAUGGGGUUUCUGGAUUAGUUCUCUAUGGACGGUUUCAACGAGUUGGUUGGGAGAGAAUUGGUUUUACUCUUAGGUGGAACACACCGCGCACUAUUCCGUAUAACUUGAAGGGAGGGCUUGAACUUCCUUUAAAUGAGCAACCUGUAUAGAAGGACUAUAUAAUAUCCUGAGAAAUAUCACUAUUAUAAUUUCAC
Aspergillus steynii IBT 23096 is the source of this 873-nucleotide messenger RNA. It is a transcript of the gene alg13, whose product is annotated as N-acetylglucosaminyldiphosphodolichol N-acetylglucosaminyltransferase catalytic subunit ALG13. NCBI's taxonomy places the organism in Eukaryota, Fungi, Ascomycota, Eurotiomycetes, Eurotiales, Aspergillaceae. The record is from RefSeq and is a predicted model, not a curated record. Gene Ontology annotation, molecular function: hexosyltransferase activity. Gene Ontology annotation, cellular component: extrinsic component of endoplasmic reticulum membrane; UDP-N-acetylglucosamine transferase complex. The transcript is spliced from 3 exons. Gene Ontology annotation, biological process: dolichol-linked oligosaccharide biosynthetic process. Bases 107 to 697 code for a protein of 196 amino acids.